AUGGCGGCGGCGCACGACCUGUCUCAGUGGCCGGGAACCCCAAAGCCCUGUUGCGGCACCAGCACGUUACCAUGGCGGAUGGGACACACGCCGCCGCCGAGUGGUCAUGACGGCUGGACGCAGGACCUUGAGCUUGGAAACAACAACAACCACCUCGAUUACCGAACACGAAUGAAGUACUCCGUACUGUACCUACGAAUUGCAAUGGGCUGCAAGGGCCCUGCAGCCGCGCGCGGGCCCUGCCCUCAUGCCAUCCAUGCCUCGCAGGCUGGAGGGGCGGUGGCCACCGCUCUCACCACCCAACCGCCGUGCCGCGCCCGCCCACCCCGAGACGCCGCCGCCGCCGCCGCUUUUCCGGGCCAAGAGCCCUGCAUCCCCACCGGUUGCACCGACCCGGCGCCCCAUCAGCUCGCCAUGCCAGCAAUUGGACGACCUGGGGCCCAUACCUUUGGUAGUGUCCAUCCAAGCCGUGCGUUUGAUCCAUCACUCCGUCCAGCUCCACCAGCCCCGGGCCAUCUGACGUCGCCUGCCGCGCGCACUCUGCUCUGUGCCACCCGCAGCUAG
Messenger RNA from Purpureocillium takamizusanense, 564 nucleotides. RefSeq lists its product as uncharacterized. The record is from RefSeq and is a predicted model, not a curated record. NCBI's taxonomy places the organism in Eukaryota, Fungi, Ascomycota, Sordariomycetes, Hypocreales, Ophiocordycipitaceae. The coding region runs from base 1 to 564 and encodes 187 amino acids. The transcript has 2 exons.